Molecule: messenger RNA, 1838 nt
Organism: Chenopodium quinoa (quinoa)
Lineage: Eukaryota; Viridiplantae; Streptophyta; Magnoliopsida; Caryophyllales; Amaranthaceae
Product: major pollen allergen Ole e 10-like
Exons: 3
Coding region: 1245-1592 (115 amino acids)
Source: RefSeq, a predicted model, not a curated record
GGGGGGGGGGGGGUGGUUUGUAUAAGCCAUUAGGCCCCACAAAUAACAUUUUAAGGAGUGAGAUUUCAAAAUUGUAAGCUAUGUGCAAGAUUUCAUUUGUCAGAGUAUAAUGCAUGUGAUAUAUAGUGUCAAGUGAGACUGUUAACUACUCGUAAUUUUGAAAAAAAAAUACCCUAAAAAUGCGAGUGAAUUUGAUCUAAUUUUUUUUUUCUUGGAGAUUGAAUGAGCCAUUAGGCCCAUUACAAAUAGCAUACAAAGAAUUGAGAAUUCAAACUUGUAUCCUAUGGUCAAGAUCUCAUUUGUCAAAGCAUAAAACAUGUGUAUAAUGCCACCUAAUGUUGAAACUUAGCUUGAAAGAAAAGACUAUCAUAAAACUUGAGUGAAUUUUAUGUAUAAUUUUUUUUUUCUUUGGGGUUUGAAUGAGGCAUUAGGCCCAUUACAAAUAUCAUACACGGGAUUGAGAACUCAAACUUGUACUCGGUUAAAAUCUCAUUUGUCAAAACAUCAAGGCUAUCAUAAAACAUGAGUGAAUUUUUUCUUUGUGGUUUGAAUGAGCCCUUAUGCUUAUUACAAAUAACAUAUAGGGGAUUGAGAUUUCAAACUUGUAUCUUAUGGUCAAUAUCUCAUUUGUCAGAGCAUAAAGCAUGUGAUACAUUGACAGUUAGUUUUGAACGAAAGGUUAUCCUAAAACGUGAGUGAAUUUAAUGUAUAAAAGACUAAUUUUUUUUCCUUAAUUUAUGUUUGAAUGAAAAAAAGUCAUUAGACCCAAAACAAAUAACAUAUAGAGGAGUUACAAUUCAAACUUGUAUCCUAUUGCCAAGAUCUCAUUUGUUAGAGCUUUUUUUUUUUUUUUUUUGAGGGAGCAUAACUCAUGUGAUAUAGUGACAACUAAUUUUUUUUAAAAAAAAACUACCAUAAGUGAAUUUAAUGUAGAAAGACUACUUUUUUUCUUGGGGUUUGAAUGAGCCAUUAGACCCAUAACAAAUAUCAUCAAGGGGUGUAAGAAUUCAAACUUAUAUCCCAUAGUCAAGAUCUUAAACCCAAUUUGUGAAGGCAUAAAACAUGUGGCAUAAUGACAGCUAAUUUUGAAGAAAAAGACUACCCUAAAACAUGUAUAUAUACUCCGUACUUCAUUAUAAAUACAAAACAAAAUACACCUCAUUUCCAAUAAACAUAAAACAACCAAUUACCCUAAAAAAAAUUGUCAUUUUACUUUUCUAGUGCACGCAACCACACAUCCUAAAAUGCGUAAUGCUUUGAGGAUCACUCUUAUAACCUCCCUCCUCCUAAUUUGUUAUUCAAGGCAAAUAAUAGCUGAUGGAUGUGGUUCUUAUUGUGUUGCGAAACCGGAGGCCUCCGACGAAUUAAUACAAAAGGCGCUAGAUUAUUGUUGUGGAAAAAAACCAGAAAUAUGUGACGAUAUACAAACAGGAAAGCCAUGUUUUGUGCCCGGCGAUCUAAGGGCAACUGCCUCUUAUGUCUUUGAUUCUUGGUUUAAAGCAAAUGUCGGAUGUGAUUUUGAGGGCGCUGCAACGAUAGUUUCCAAUGAUCCGAGUCAUGGCGACUGCAAAUACAAGUGUAAAAAUGGGUGAAAAGUUGUACAACAUGAUGCAAAGUUGAAAGGAAAUGAAAGAUGCACAAAUUCUAUACAAUAAUUUGUGUAAUUUGCAUCAAAAGGAAGAAAUGUGAAAUCAAACAUGUUUAGAAUAAUUUAAAAUGUGGCAAUAUAUUGAAAUGAGUUUUUUGCAACUAUGUUCAAGGUUAUUAGUGUAUUUUAAAUAUUGUUGUUUAUUUAAGUGGGGCUUGACCAAUUAUUAAUGCACCUAAGUAAGGUGAAU